AUGAGAAGCGCAAACAACAUUGUCCUGUUAUUAUUCUUGUUGAUGAUGAUGACAAUCUUUUCCACAACAACAACAGCAGCAACUACAAGUUCCACCACUAAAUUAUCAUAUAUUUCAACAAUUGCAGGAAGUGGAUUAAUAUCAGCAGCAGGUAUGGAAGGAGAUGGUGGUUUGGCUAUCAAUGCCCAAUUAAAUUCUCCCUCCUAUUCAAUAAGUAUUUCCCCUCUCAGCAAUAAUAAUUACACUGAAACACUUAUUGUCGAUACACAAAAUGGAAGAAUUAGAAAAAUAUUUAUGAAUGGUACAAUUUUCACAUUACCAAUUAAUAUGCAAACAGGUAACAAGUUUAAACCAACCAUGGCUGUUUUAUUUAGAAAUGAAUUAUACAUGACAGAUGUGUUAAAUCAUAGAAUUCUUUCUGUUUGCCUUUCACGUUAUUUGGUGACCAUUGUUUCUGGAAAGCAAAACUGUAAUGAACAUUCUGAUUGUGAUGGUUUUAGUGGUGAUGGUGGUUUAGCUAGUAGAGCAAAAUUAAAUUCACCUAAUGGUCUCUCUAUUUCUCAGAAUGGUGAAAUUUACAUUGCUGACACAUUGAACCAUAGAAUCAGAAAGAUUAAUAGUUAUGGAGUGAUUUCAACUAUUGCUGGAACUGGUAGAGCAUCCUUUGGUGGUGAUGGUGGAUUUGCUGUUCUUUCACAAUUAAACUCUCCAAAUGGUGUUCAUAUUUCACAGAAUGGUGAAAUUUACAUUGCUGAUACAUUGAACCAUAGAAUUAGAAAGAUUAAUAGUUAUGGUGUGAUUUCAACAGUGGCAGGAACUGGUAGAGCAUCAUUUGGUGGUGAUGGUGGUUUGGCUAUAAACUCUCAAUUGAAUUCACCAUAUGGCGUCCAUGUUUCACAGAAUGGUGAAAUUUACAUUGCUGACACAUUGAAUCAUCGAAUUAGAAAGAUAUUUGUGAAUGGAACUAUUACAACCAUUGCUGGAAGUAGUAGCGAUGGAUCAUUUGGUGGUGAUGGUGGUUUGUCAAUUGCGAGUCGACUUAAUUCUCCUAAAGGUGUUUUUGUUUCUCCAAAUAAUAAUGAAAUAUUAAUUGCAGACACAUCAAAUAACAGGAUUAGAAAGAUCAUUGAAUGUGGUACAACUCUUCAAUUUACACAAGAUUUCAAUGGAGCUAUGAGUUGUGUGAAUACAUGCAAUGGAACACGAUCCAAUUCAAAAUCAGUUUGUAAUGGCAAUGGUAUCUGUAAUGGUUUUAAUGAAUCAACAACUGCAAGUUCCACCACUAAAUUAUCAUAUAUUUCAACAAUUGCAGGAAGUGGAUUAAUGGCAGCAUCAGGUAUGGAAGGAGAUGGUGGUUUGGCUAUCAAUGCCCAAUUAAAUGCUCCCUCCUAUUCAAUAAGUAUUUCCCCUCUCAACAAUAAUAAUUACACUGAAACACUUAUUAUAGAUACACAAAAUGGAAGAAUUAGAAAAAUAUUUAUGAAUGGUACAAUUUUCACAUUACCAAUUAAUAUGCAAACAGGUAACAAGUUUAAACCAACCGUGGCUGUUUUAUUUAGAAAUGAAUUAUACAUGACAGAUGUGUUAAAUCAUAGAAUUCUUUCUGUUUCUCUGUCAAGUUAUUUGGUGACCAUUGUUUCUGGAAAGCAAAACUGUAAUGGACAUUCUGAUUGUGAUGGUUUUAGUGGUGAUGGUGGUUUAGCUAGUAGAGCAAAAUUAAAUUCACCAAAUGGUCUCUCUAUUUCUCAGAAUGGUGAAAUUUACAUUGCUGACACAUUGAACCAUAGAAUCAGAAAGAUUAAUAGUUAUGGAGUGAUUUCAACUAUUGCUGGAACUGGUAGAGCAUCCUUUGGUGGUGAUGGUGGAUUUGCUGUUCUUUCACAAUUAAACUCUCCAAAUGGUGUUCAUAUUUCACAGAAUGGUGAAAUUUACAUUGCUGAUACAUUGAACCAUAGAAUUAGAAAGAUUAAUAGUUAUGGUGUGAUUUCAACAGUGGCAGGAACUGGUAGAGCAUCCUUUGGUGGUGAUGGUGGUUUGGCUAUAAACUCUCAAUUGAAUUCACCAUAUGGCGUCCAUGUUUCACAGAAUGGUGAAAUUUACAUUGCUGACACAUUGAAUCAUCGAAUUAGAAAGAUAUUUGUGAAUGGAACUAUUACAACCAUUGCUGGAAGUAGUAGCGAUGGAUCAUUUGGUGGUGAUGGUGGUUUGUCAAUUGCGAGUCGACUUAAUUCUCCUAAAGGUGUUUUUGUUUCUCCAAAUAAUAAUGAAAUAUUAAUUGCAGACACAUCAAAUAACAGGAUUAGAAAGAUCAUUGAAUAUAUAUGUAAUUGUACUUCAGAAUGGGGUGGACAGUAUUGUGAAAUUCCAUAUUGUAAUGGAAUAUUGGCAAAUAAUAUAUCUGCUUGUGAAGGACAUGGUAACUGUAUUAGCCCAAAUAUUUGUGAGUGUAAUUCGACAUAUGGUGGAGAAUUUUGUGAAUCUCCAAAAUGUAACUUUACACUGGCAACUGAUCCUUAUGUAUGUACUGGAAAUGGAGAAUGUAUUCAACCAGAUGAAUGUAUUUGUAAUACCAAUUGGACUGGUCAAUUCUGUCAAACUCCACUUUGUAAUGGUACGAGUGCAACUGAUGCAUUGGUUUGUAAUGGAAACGGUCAAUGUGUGAGUCCAAAUAUUUGUGAAUGUAAUUCAAGUUGGUCAGGAGAACUUUGUGAAAUUCCAAUUUGUAAUGGAACUUUGGCCAUUGAUGAAUUUGUGUGUAGUGGUAAUGGUGCAUGUAUUGGUCCAGAUGUUUGUGAGUGCAAUUCUACAUGGGGUGGACAAUAUUGUGAAUCUCCAAAAUGUAACUCUACACUGGCAACUGAUCCUUAUGUAUGCAAUGGUAAUGGAGAAUGUUUUCAACCCAAUGAAUGUAUUUGUAAUUCAAAUUGGACAGGUCCAUUUUGUGAAAUUCCAAUAUGUAAUGGUAUUAAGGCUACCAAUGAUAGUAAUUCAACUUUAACCACCAAUGAAACAGUGGUGUGUAGUGGAAAUGGUCUUUGCAUUCGUCCAGACGAAUGUUUAUGUAAUUCAAAUUGGGCAGGUCAAUAUUGUGAAAUUCCAAUAUGUGGAGAUGUUUUGGCAACCAAUGAAACAGCAUGUAAUGGCAAUGGUAAAUGUGUUCAACCAAAUGAAUGCAUUUGCGACUCAAAUUGGACAGGUCAAUUAUGUGAAACUCCAAUAUGUAGUGGUAUAAUUUCCACUAAUAUAUCUGUUUGUAGUAGAAAGGGUGAUUGUGUUGGUGCCAAUCUUUGUAUCUGUUUAACUGGUUGGGGAGGUGAAGAUUGUUCCACACCAAUUUGUAAUAAUAUUCUAUCUACCAAUGCUACUACCAAUACUGAUAGUAAUGGAACUAUAGUUAGCAAUAAUACAUUGGUGUGUAGUGGACAUGGUGAAUGUACUAGUCCAAAUCAAUGCAAUUGUAAUUUAAAUUGGGGUGGUAAACAAUGUGAAAUACCUAAAUGUCAAGGUAUUUUGGCUAAUAAUGAGGCAGUUUGCAACUCUAGAGGAUAUUGUGUCAAUGAAAAUCAAUGUCAAUGUAAUGAAAUGUGGGGAGGUCAAUUUUGUGAAAUUCCAUUUUGUAAUGGAACUUUAGCCACUGAUUCAAAUGUGUGUAAUUCAUUGGGAGUAUGUGUUGGUCCAAAUCAAUGUAAAUGUCUCUCAGGUUGGGGUGGUAAACUAUGUACAAUACCAUCAUGUAAUGGAAUUCUUGCAUUUGAUGAGAAUGAAGUGUGUAUCGCAAAGAGUAAUGCAUGUAGUGGAAAUGGAAAGUGUAUUGAUCUUAAUCGAUGCAAAUGUGACAAAGGUUGGACUGGACCAUUAUGUUCAACACCAACAUGUAAUGGAACAUCGGCCACUGAACUAACUGUUUGUAAUGGUUUUGGAGUUGGUGUUUGUGUCGAUUNUGAUAAGUGUGAAUGUUUUUCUGGUUAUGGAGAUGCAUUCUGUGGCACUCCAACUUGUAAUGGAAUUCUAGCAACUCAAAUUAAUGUAGAAGUAGCUGUUUGUAGUGGUCGUGGAGUGUGUUUGGGACCAAAUAAGUGUGUCUGUGAACCGAAUUGGGGUGGUUUCAUGUGUAAUAUUCCAAAAUGCUACGAUAUUGAAGGAGACAAGAAAGGUGCUUGCUUUGGAAAUGGUGAUUGUAUAGCAGUUGACUCAUGUAAAUGUUAUCAAGGUUAUAUUGGUUAUGAUUGUCGUACUGUUGCUCCUGAUAAUAAUUGUGGUGGAUCAGGUUCAGGAACUACUUUUUGGGAUGUUGUCUUGGAGGGUAUGAAGAUAAUUCGUACAGUGUUAUCCGGUGCAGUGUCACUAGCUAGUUCAAUUAGUGAUGUUAUUUCAUCCUUAGGAAAAGGUUUGAUUGACCUUCUUGGAGGAAUUGUUCCAAGCAUUGCAAAUAUUUUCAGCUCCAUUCCAAAAUUAAUAGAGAAAAUUAUUUCCUUUAUUAUCAGUACGGCAGAGAAGUUUAUUAACUUUAUUCUCGGUUUAUGGACAAAGAUAUUAGAUUUUAUAUCAUGGUUAUUGACCUAUCUUCCAAAAAUAUUUUCUGGAGUUACAACUCAACAAGUGGCAACAGUUUUGAUUGUCAUUGGUGUUGUCAUACUUUUAAUCAUUAUUUGUGUAUUGUUGUAUUUACUUAGUCCAUAUGUUACAUUGGUACUUGAAUUUUUCAAAAUUAUUACCAGUUUUUGCUCAGCUCGUAAGAAGGCACUUAAGGAGUAG
Naegleria gruberi is the source of this 4755-nucleotide messenger RNA. RefSeq lists its product as uncharacterized. The record is from RefSeq and is a predicted model, not a curated record. Bases 1 to 4755 code for a protein of 1584 amino acids. The transcript is spliced from 4 exons. NCBI's taxonomy places the organism in Eukaryota, Heterolobosea, Eutetramitea, Acrasida, Naegleriidae. Gene Ontology annotation, biological process: motor neuron axon guidance. Gene Ontology annotation, molecular function: protein binding.